AACUUCCAUUUCUUAACAACCUCUGCUGCAUAUAGAAAACAAUACAACAGUUGUUUACGUUGUUCGUUAUUGUUUAGCUCGAGCCGAAGAAUUCCAGGAAGAAAAAAAAUGGAGAAUCCUCUACAGCUGAAGUGCUUGAAUCACGUUUCACUAUCGUGUAGAUCAGUUGAGAAAUCCGUGGAGUUCUAUCAGGAUGUUCUAGGGUUUUUUCCCAUCAAGAGACCCGGUUCCCUUGAUUUCUCUGGUGCAUGGCUGUUCAGCUAUGGCAUUGGUAUCCAUCUUCUCCGAUCAGAAAAUCCUGAAAGCAUGCCUAAGAUUGGACGUAUUAAUCCUAAGAACAAUCAUAUUUCUUUCCAGUGCCAGUGCGAUAGCAUGGCGACACUGGAGAACAUAUUGAAAGAGCUGAAUAUAGAAUACGCAAAGGGUAGUGUAGAAGAAGGUGGAAUCCGAGUCGAUCAACUCUUCUUUCACGAUCCCGACGGUAACAUGAUUGAGCUAUGCAACUGCGACAACCUACCUGUAAUUCCGCUGCCCGUCGCUGCUAACCAGUCAUGUUCUCUGACCAACUGCAACGUUCGUCUAAAGCAACCGCUAGAGUGCAAGUUUCUGGGUACACUGUAUAUUGACACGAGGAAUAAAAAAUUUAUCGACUUGGUUCAAGGUUAUUCAUCGAUAUCUGAGUACAAGGUUGAGUUUGUUCGUCUAAGUGAGUAUGCCCGAGAGAUUAUACUGACUAAGCUUGUGAGGUGUAAAAGGUUUAAGGAUGGUCUGAGGAGAGAGAUUCAUGAAUACUUGGUUACCAUGUCUUCAGAGGUGUUCGAUACUCUGGUAGAUCAGGCAAUGGAUGUCGAGAGUACUUUGGGUGAACCAGACAUGGAGUUCUUUGGAAAGAGGUUCAGUGACACUAGUUUUCAGAGUCGUUUGGCUAAGAGAGGUCACGAAUUAGAUCAAUUUGAUUCUCAUCAGGGCUAG
Messenger RNA from Hibiscus syriacus, 972 nucleotides. RefSeq lists its product as uncharacterized. The record is from RefSeq and is a predicted model, not a curated record. Lineage: Eukaryota; Viridiplantae; Streptophyta; Magnoliopsida; Malvales; Malvaceae. The transcript has 6 exons. The coding region runs from base 109 to 972 and encodes 287 amino acids.